This is a messenger RNA of Capronia coronata CBS 617.96, 1308 nucleotides long. RefSeq lists its product as uncharacterized. NCBI's taxonomy places the organism in Eukaryota, Fungi, Ascomycota, Eurotiomycetes, Chaetothyriales, Herpotrichiellaceae. Gene Ontology annotation, cellular component: 90S preribosome; nucleus. Gene Ontology annotation, biological process: maturation of SSU-rRNA. The coding region runs from base 1 to 1308 and encodes 435 amino acids. The record is from RefSeq and is a predicted model, not a curated record. The transcript has a single exon.
AUGCCCAAACGAAAGCGCCAAGACGAAGGGCAGGAGGAGGAUAUAGCGAUUGAAGACCAGGCUCUGCGGAUAAAAGUCACCAGGCUAAAGGCCAAAGUCCACCAGGGCAUCAAGCGCCUGCAAUCGGCGUUAAAAUUGGCUCGGGGAUUCGAACGCCAGAAGCUCGGUCGCCGACAGAAAACAGCCAACGAUGAGCCCCAGACUCUUUUGCGACUACGAGAGGAGGUCGUUGUGCUGAAACAACUGCAACUCGACCAAACAGCGCAACGAUAUCUGCUCAAGCACUUGGUCAAGGCGAAGCGAAUAAGGGAACAUCCGGCAUUCGUUCAUGCCUAUGGCCAGAAUCCUGCCGUUGACCCCACCAAGUCAACGGCCGAGGCAAAUGUAUUGGGCAGGUUGUUCAAAGCCACGCCUGUGAAGAAUGUUGUACCUGAAAUUAUGAAAACGAUCUAUGAUGUGCUUGGGAUCCCUCAAACAGGACCCAGCAGUGAGACUGAUGGGAAGUCAUCUGUCCCCAAGUCGAUCAAGCAAACAAUACAUUCUGUCGAAGCAGAAGAGGAAGAAUUCCACGGCUUUUCGAGUGACAAUGCUCAACCAAAUGGCCAUGAGCAUCUCAGUCAAGCCUCGGGAUCAGAUUCAGAAGAAGACCGUCUGCUUUCUGAAUACGCCGCUGGUAGGCUGGCCUCUUCAAGUGGUGGCGAGUCUGAGAACGAUGGGUCUGCAGAUCACAAACGCUUAGACUCUCAAUAUGGCAAUUCGAGGCGGGAUAUUUCAGUCUCACCAAGCCCAAGUGACUCCUUAGAUCGCGCAGAAGCACGAACCGGCGAUGAAAGCUCAAUCCAGAGGCUCACAAAAACAGCAUUCCUGCCAUCCCUCAGUCUUGGAGGAUACUAUUCCGGAUCGGAGUCCGAAGAUGAGGACACAUACAAGCACCGCGGUCCCGCCGAACCGAAAAUCAGAAAGAAUCGGCGAGGACAGCGAGCGCGACAGCAGCUGGCGGAAUUGAAAUUCGGCAAGAAUGCGAAACAUCUAGCCAAACAGAAAGAACAGAACCCUCGAGAUGCAGGCUGGGAUCUAAAGAGAGGCGCAGUGGCUCCGGGUGAUAGGCCUAGGGAAAGAUUCCGGAAAAGUGGCGACAAAACGAUGUCGAAUGGCAACACUACAGGACCAGCAAGGACCACUAAAUCAAAGUCAAAGACGAGAGAUGAUGGAGGCGCACUGCAUCCCUCGUGGGAAGCGGCGAAGAAACGAAAGAUGCAGGAUCAGGUUCAAGCGACUUUCGCUGGAAAGAAGAUCACAUUUGACUAG